This is a messenger RNA of Drosophila virilis, 3951 nucleotides long. It is a transcript of the gene Sec31, whose product is annotated as secretory 31. Gene Ontology annotation, molecular function: protein binding; structural molecule activity. Gene Ontology annotation, biological process: endoplasmic reticulum organization; intracellular protein transport; endoplasmic reticulum to Golgi vesicle-mediated transport. Gene Ontology annotation, cellular component: COPII vesicle coat; endoplasmic reticulum exit site. The record is from RefSeq and is a predicted model, not a curated record. NCBI's taxonomy places the organism in Eukaryota, Metazoa, Arthropoda, Insecta, Diptera, Drosophilidae.
ACAAAUUAAUUGCGUGGCGAAAAAAUGAAAAUUAAAGAGCUACAGAAGACUGUAAACAUUGCCUGGUCGCCAGCGCAGCAGCAACAAAUACUGCUGGCCGCCGGCACAGCGGCCCAGCAGUUCGAUUCAAAUGCAAGUGCCACAUUGGAGAUAUAUUCACCAAGCAUUGGCGAUGCCAGCUACGAUUUGGAGCUUAAGGCCAGCGUUCCGAGCGAUUUUAAAUUUCAGAAACUCAUUUGGAGUCCGCACGGUGCAAAUGGCACGCAUGCAAAUGGAUUGAUUGUCGGCGGCUGUGAGGCUGGUCAUAUCAAUGUCUAUUCGGCUGCGAAGCUUCUAGCUAACGAGGAGUCGCUGCUAGCGCGUCAGGACAAGCAUACCGGCGCAGUUAGCGGCUUGGACUUUAAUCCGUUUCUAAACAACCUGCUUGCGUCAUGUGCUUCUGAAUCGGAGAUUUAUAUCUGGGAUCUAAACAACCCGGUCAGUCCUCUGAAUCCAGGCGCAAAGACACAGCCGCUGGAGGAUGUCAAGAAUGUCGCUUGGAACCGGCAAGUUCAGCACAUAUUGGCAUCUGUGUUCAGCACACGCUGUGUUAUUUGGGACUUGCGCAAGAGUCAGCAGAUUAUCAAAUUGUCAGACACGCAGUCGCGCGUUAGAUGGCAUGCCAUUGAAUGGCAUCCUGAGGUGGCCACACAGGUAUGGCUGGCAUCGGAGGAUGAUCAGGCACCGGUUGUGCAGCUCUGGGAUUUGCGUUACGCCACCGCACCGGCAAAAACAUAUCAGAUACACGAUCGUGGAGUGCUUGGCAUGUCGUGGUGCUUGCAGGAUACGGAUCUGAUGGUCUCAUGUGGCAAGGAUAAUCGCAUCUACUGCUGGAAUCCGAAUACCAAAAUACCCGAAGGCGAAAUACUUUCAGAGGUAGCCACCACGGCCUCUUGGUAUUCGGAUGUGCAGUUCUGUCCGCGCAAUCCUGCACUGAUUGCUAGCGCCAGCUUAGAGGGAGCUGUUUCGAUAUACUCGCUGAAUGGCGGCACGCACCAUUUGGUGCAAACAUCCGAGAAAAUAGCCGACUCCUUUCCAGGAAUGGAUCAAUUUGCCCAGGCGCCACUGCCUCAGCAAGCCACUCAAGUUGUCUAUCACGAUCUGACGCAUGCUCCCAAAUGGAUGAAGCGUCCCUGUGGCGUGGCGUUUGGUUUCGGCGGCAAGCUGGUUAGUUUCAACGCAACAUCGAAAACUGUGAAGGUAUCCCAGCUAACAACCGAGCCAGGUCUUGUGGAGCGUGCGAAUGCAUUAGAGUUGUCUCUGGCCGAGGCCAACUAUGCAGAUUAUUGUCGACAGCGUGCAGAUAAAUCAACGGAUCAGCACGGUCGCUACAUUUGGUAUUUCAUUAAGGCAAACUUUGAACUGAAUCCCAAAGAAGAAAUGCUCAACCUUUUGGGUUACAACAAGGACGACAUUGAUGGAAAAUUUACAAAGUUCAUCAAAGAGGCCGAGAGCAACUCGCAGUCUGACGUAGAUACGCUCACGACCCGCAUAUCAACUCUUACACAUAGCGACUCAUCUGAGGUUGAAUGCGACCAAAGCACCAACUCAAGCACCGAUAAUUCGCAAACGAAUGACAACAAAACCCCAUUUGAUGGCGCCUCAAUUGACCGGCAAAACGACUAUGUUAGACCUCAGUUCAAAAUACCAAACGGUGAUCACACCGACAGCUUAAUUACGGAAGCCAUACUCACGGGCAAUGUUGAGGCUGCCGUGGAACUGUGCCUGGAGGCGCAGCGCAUACCGGAGGCACUGAUCAUAGCUUCAACAGCGGGCAUAGAGACGCUAACACGCACUCAGACCCGUUAUUUGCUGCAGCAAAAAAACGAGCUGUCCAAUGUCAUAUCGGCAUUGGUAACGCGCGAUUGGCUGGACUUUGUCAAUCGCUGCACCGUCGACUCCUGGAAAGAGGCUCUAGUAGCUGCGCUCAAGCACAGCGAGCGCAAAUUGGACGACAUUUGUGAGAGGCUCGGCGAUCGCCUGUUGAAUGAGUCCGCCAACAGCAUCGAGCUGACACGCAAUGCUAUGCUAUGCUAUAUCUGUGCCGGCAGCAUUGAUAAGCUGGUAACCGCCUGGUAUCAGUUAAAGCAACUGGAGCAGCAGAAUAACAACUACAAGCUCAACACCACGGAGCUGCAGGAGCUAGCCGAGGUGGUAAUGCUGCUAACCAAGUCAUUGGAGCAGCAAGGCAUUGCUGUCGACUUGGCCGGACGCUUUGCCAGAUUUAUAUCUGAAUAUAGUGGACUGUUGGCCUCGCAGGGUGCGCUGACCGCUGCUCUGCAAUAUAUAACAACGCUAAGCAAAGCCAAUGCGGAAAGCGAAGAUCUGAAUGAGUUGCGUGAACGCAUUAGCAAUGCUGUCAAUGUGGAUCCUAUACAACCAGCAGCAGCCGCUGCCGCUCCCAUGGGUUAUAUGCGUCAAAUGGAGCCGCGUGGUUCCUUCUCAAAGCCAGCCAAUCCACUGCCGUACAACCCCUAUAAUGCCACAACAAAUGGAAGCUGGCAGCAAGCAGCAGCACCGCCAGCUGUGCCUUUGCCGAACGUACCUUUCCAGGCAGCUCAACAACCUACACAAAUCUACAAUCCGCCUCAAAUGAAAGCAGAACCCUUAACGCAUCCGCCACGACCCCACAGCAAUGCUAGCUCCUCGGGCGGGCCCCCGGUGGCUACGUCAACUGGGUCUGGAGCCGGAUCUGGCCUCCACUCGCGCUCUAAAUACGUUUUAGAUCCUUCUGUGGCAGCGCCUACCAGCGCAUAUGGUAUGGCAUAUAACCCAGUUGCAGCUCCAACGGCAGUUCCGUUCGGUGGCGCCCCUGUCUCACAGCCUGCCAGUGUACCACAGACUUAUAAUAGCAACGUCUUCAACACCAACCCCAUAUCCACGGCUCAGCAAUAUAACCCAGUUCCAUUCAUUGGGGCCACACAAAGCAACUACUUGUCGGGUGCUGCACCCAUUGAGACAAUGCCAGUGGCUAAUGCACCGCCACCUCUUCUCCAGAAUAUACAGCGUAAUCCUACGCCACCACCUGGCUGGAAUGAUCCGCCAGCUUUGAAAUCUUCACGUGUGCCAAAGCCACGACCAACAGCGGAAUCAACUGCAGCACCAAUCCUUCAUCCACUAUACGGCGUUGAUCCCAAUCAGAAUCAGAACAGCCUUAUGGAUCCCAACCAAUAUCAGAGCGCUCCACCGCCAGGUGCCACAUCUUUCUACAAUCCAGCUGCCAAUAAUAAUCCACAGGCCUUUCCACCUCAACAACAACAGCAAAUAAAUUUCCAACAAACGGCGGUGCCUAAUCAACAACAGCAACAAUACUGGCCGGGUCAGCCACAACAGCAAUCGUUCGGCUACACCGAACAGCCAGCACCAAUACAAGAACAGCGCCAACCAGAGCCGCCCAAGGAGAAGCCCCCACUCCCGGAGGAAUACAUUUACUUGCAAACCGUUUUGGAGGAACUGAAAAAUCAAUGCUUGAGCGCAACUAAUGAUCCGCGCACCAAACGAAAAUUUGUGGAUGUGGUGAAACGCUUGGAAAAUCUCUACGAUUGCUUGCGCGACGGACGGCUAACGGCCACAACUGUGCAACAUCUGAAUCAAAUUGUGCAGUAUAUACAAAUAGCCGACUAUGCAAAUGCCCUGGAGGUGCACACACGCAUUGCAUUUGGCACGGACUUUUCGCAGUGUGCGGGCUUCAUGCAGGGCCUAAAAGUUUUACUUCAAUCGGCAGCGGAGCUGCACCUGGUUUUGCGCUAGUUUACGAUUAUUUGUGGUUUGUGUGUCUAAAUCAAAAGCGCGUUUAUGUUUGUUCCAUUUGAUUUUGUGUACUCCUGCUUUUUGUUAGAUGCAGUUAUUAUAAAGGAUUUCUAAAAUUAUACAUACAUAAAUAUACAGCAUUGGCUAUAAUAACAGCUAUAA